Molecule: messenger RNA, 1782 nt
Organism: Akanthomyces muscarius
Lineage: Eukaryota; Fungi; Ascomycota; Sordariomycetes; Hypocreales; Cordycipitaceae
Exons: 2
Coding region: 1-1782 (593 amino acids)
Biological process (GO): aspartyl-tRNA aminoacylation
Cellular component (GO): cytoplasm; aminoacyl-tRNA synthetase multienzyme complex; cytosol
Molecular function (GO): ATP binding; RNA binding; aspartate-tRNA ligase activity
Source: RefSeq, a predicted model, not a curated record
AUGGCUGACACUCCUGUUCCCGAGGCCAACAAGCCUGUCGAACAGCCUGCCGCUGCCGUCCCUGCUGCUGCCGCCGGUGAUGAGGAGGCCGGCGAGGCUGGUCCCUCGAAGAAGGCCUUGAAAAAGGCUGAAGCUAAGGCUAAGAAGGAGGCCGAAAAGGCGCGCCGCGCUGCCGAGCACUUGGCCAACCAGGCGGCUGCCAAGGCUGCCGCCGGAAACACCGAAGACCUGGCCAAGGAUAGCUACGGCCCUGCGCUGCCGACGACCAAGGUCGAGAGCCCUCGCGUCAAUCUCAAGAACGUCGACGAGUCGCUUCUGGGCAAGACGAUCAAGCUGCGGGCAUGGAUCCAGAACUCGCGCAUGCAGGGCGCCAAGAUGGCGUUCGUCGAGCUGCGCGAAGAGCGCGACUGGGCGAUCCAGGGCGUCGUCGCGGCGUCCCCCGAGGGCACGCCGGUCAGCAAGCAGAUGGUCAAGUGGAUCGGCGCGCUCAACCUCGAGAGCUUCGUCCUCGUCGAAGGCAAGAUUGAGAAGCCGCUCGAGCCCGUCAAGAGCGUGCGCGUCUCCAACUACGAGCUGCACAUUACAAAGUGCUACGUGGUCGCCAAGGGUCCCGAGGUCCUCGGCAUGGGCCUCGCCGUCUCCAACCGCCCCGUCGCCAACUUUGACGACGAAGACCCCGCCGCCGCCGCGGCAGCCGAUACCGCCGUCGAGGAGGCCACCAAGGCUGUCGAGGCGGCUUCGCUCGAGCCUGGCGCGGUGCUGCCCGGCGCCUCGAUGGCGACCCAUCUCAACAACCCGGCCAUGCACAAGCGUUCGCCCGUGCAGCAGGCCAUUUCCGAUGUGCGCAUGACGACCCGCAAGCUGUUUGCCGAGUACCUCGACUCGAAGGGCUUCAACAUGUUUGAGCCGCCGUGCCUGAUUGGCGCCGCCUCGGAGGGCGGCUCCAACGUCUUUGGCCUGCCGUACUUUGACAAGCAGGCGUUCCUGGCGCAGUCGCCCCAGUUCUACAAGCAGAUUGAGAUUGCCGGUGGCCGCAAGCGCGUCUACUGUAUUGGUCCCGUGUUCCGUGCCGAAAACUCCAACACUCCCCGCCACAUGACCGAGUUUACCGGUCUUGAUUUGGAAAUGGAAAUCGAGGAAGACUACGUCGAGGUCCGCGACAUGCUCGAGGCCACGCUCCUGUUUAUUUUCCGCGGUCUCAACGAGCGCUGCGCCGAGCAGAUUGCCCUGAUCCGCAGCGUCUACCCCUCGGAGGAGUUCCUGCUCCCCGCGCCCGGCAAGGAGGUGCGCCUCACCUUUGCUGAGGGCCAAGCGCUGCUCCGCGCCGAAGGCCCCGAGGAGUACCGCAACGUGUCCGACGACGAGGACAUGUCGACGCCGCAGGAAAAGGCGCUGGGUGCGCUGAUUCGUGAAAAGUACAACACUGACUUUUACAUCCUCGACAAGUUCCCCGAGGAGGCUCGUCCGUUUUACGCGCUCGAGGACCCGGCCAACCCCAAGGUCACCAACGCCUACGACUUCUUCAUGCGCGGCCAGGAGAUUCUCUCUGGUGGGCAGCGUAUUCACGACCCUGAGACGCUGGUGGCGCGCAUCAAGAAGAAGGGCGUCGACCCGGAGAGUCCCGGCAUCAAGGAGUACGUGGAUGUGUUCCGCAGCGCUGGUGUGCCGCCUCACGGAGGCGGCGGUAUCGGUCUCGACCGCGUGGUGGCGUGGUAUCUGAACCUGCCCAGCGUGCAUUUGUGCAGCUACUACCCUCGCACGCCUAAGCGUCUGACGCCAUAA